AGAGAGAGAUGCUGGGGGAAUUACCAGCGGAGAGACACGGGUAGAGAAAUGGAGCGUACUUUUUGGUGAUUGAGGGGGACCUACUCUGACUCCCGUAGGCAGAAGCGGUAGUUCUCUCCCAAGGACAAGCAUAUGUUUCCAAAUUCCACCCUGGGUGGUGGACAUAUCUGGAUAUUAAUUAGCUAAACAUAAAUGAAAAUCGCCUGGAACGACAGCAAGGCAAUCCCGGAAAUAACAGACGUACCCUCAGCCGGUCACGUAGGCUGCGCUACUGGAGCUCUGCGUUCCAGAUAGAAACAUCAUCCCAAGCUUCAGAAUAUCAGAAAACAUUUCAAUAGAAGACAAAUGUGAAAAUAUUUCAAGAAAAACCACGAAUGAAAGAAACUGAGGCAUAUUCGGAGCUAUUCGGACUUUUUAAUAUGAAACUUUCCAACGCUGCGGCACCGCUCCUCUCUCGCAGACUCGGCAGUUGUACUACACACCCUCUCGCACAGUGGCUCUGGUAAAAAAUGAGGCGAGGACGUGGGCUACGUGCACAUCCAGCACUAGACGAUAUGAAAUGGAGAGCUUGGAACACACGGACCUUUUAAAUCCAAGCUCUUCCCACGGACAUCGCAGUUUUUCAGCCUCGCAUGAGAGAGUGACAAACGGUGAACACAUAUUCGGAGCUGCCGAGCAUCACCCUUUCCAGACCAACAUGGGACUAAAUGGACUAAAUAGAUACUGCCCGGGCAUGGCGCCUGUUGGGAGCGCCACGGCUGCGGAGUUACUGUCAGGUCUGUCUUCCAAAGCAAGCUCUUCCGGAAUCAUGGUUUUAAAGAAGCAGCCGAAUGCUGCGCUGCCGUUCUAUAACGGCGGGAUCGUGUCUCCGUCCGCAACCAUUGAGGGCAGCCACAGUGGGGUUUUGGCGCAAACUCCCAAUGGUUGUCCUCUGCAAGCGAGGGGGGUGGGGGAGACACCGAAUGGCCUUGCGCAACCCCUCGGCAACAGAGCACGCCUCCUGGAGAAUGGGGACAGAGCACAACAUGAGAAAUGUGCUCUUCUAGUGAAGAGGGCCAAUGGUGACCCGCAGGUCAAACCGCACCAUCGGAAGCGGAGAGGCGGGGAGAACCGGGACAUGGGUCUGGAGAUGCCCAAAGGUUGUGGCUUGUCAGCGGGGUCAGGUCUAGGAUCUCUAGGUAUGAUGUUCUACGGACCAGGAGAGUCCAUAACCCCGGACUGCAAACGGAGACUAGUGGCGGAGAGUGACGUUCACAAAGCAGAGCCCUCCAAACCAGGCAAGGCGGUUCCGCUCGCUGCUAACGGCGACAACAGCGUCCACACUAACCGUAGCAACCACAACCACGGCGCCACCCCUCACCCCCCUUUGCCCGCCCCUCACAGCAACAAGCUGCACCACAAUGUACACAAGGUGACACAGCUGAGCACCGGGUCCGUUCCAGACCAGACGUCCCCAGUAGAGUCCAACAGCAUCCCGUCUCUACGGUUACAGGCCGGGGAGGGCUGGUCGGCGGAGCAUAUCGCCCAGAAGUACAUCGUGCCUUGUAUGAAUUCCUACGGUAUCUGUGUGAAGGACAGCUUCCUGGGGCCACGGCUGGGUGAGUCGGUGAUGGGCGAGGUGGAGAGUCUGAAUCGCAGUGGGAAGUUCCGCGGCGGUCAGCUGGUUAGCCAGAGGAGCAUCCCUUCGCGGAGUAUCCGUGGAGACCAGAUCGCUUGGGUGGAGGGGCACGAGCCGGGGUGUGAGGGCAUCGCCACGCUGAUGGCACACAUCGACGAGGCCGUGAUGCACAGCGCUGCCAACGGGCAGCUGGGGGACUGUGUCAUCAACGGGCGCACCAAGGCUAUGGUGGCCUGUUACCCAGGUAACGGCACGGGGUACAUCCGUCACGUGGACAACCCUAACGGUGACGGCCGCUGCAUCACCUGCAUUUACUAUCUCAACAAGAACUGGGAUGUCAAGGUUCAAGGAGGUCUGUUGCAGAUCUAUCCAGAGGGGAAGAGUGUGGUGGCCAACAUAGAACCGCUGUUUGACCGUCUGCUCAUCUUCUGGUCCGACCGCAGGAACCCACACGAGGUUAAGCCAGCCUACGCUACACGCUAUGCCAUCACUGUCUGGUACUUUGAUGCCAAGGAGCGGGCCGAGGCCAAAGAGAAGUACAGAUUGGCAACCGGACAGAAAGGUGUUCAAGUGCCCGUCACUCAAAACAACAAAACCUAAAUCCCGUCCAACCCCCCCCCCCACGAGUGCUUUCUGGAUGUGCAUGUGCCUACCCGCGCUGCUAUUGGACAUUUUAUUCUGAGGGGAGACGCUGUAAACCCAGCAGGCCCUGCCCACUCUGUCUCUGUCAGUCGUCUGAAACAGCUCUUGAUUGGCUGUGAGGAAAUACGGCAGCAUCUGAUUGGGCGGUUGAGGGAAAGGGGGCGGAGAUGGAACACGGUGGAAUCAGUUGGUGAGAAGAGCGAGGCAGGGUCAGACUAACUCAGGUGGCAUAAGGGCCGAAGAGGAUGAAGAUGACUCAUCUUAAUCACAGAAGUAAAAAAAAAUUUGUAAAUAAUUUGCCCUUUCAAUUAUCAUCGCUGUUUCUAUUAUAAUCAGAAAGCAAUCUUCUCUGCUCAGCUCAGUCAAAAGAUGAGGGUAUUUUGUCCAAUCAGAAAGCAGGCCUAAGGAGACAGGAGCACCCUCUGUAUGGUCGGAGGAAAACGAUUGCAUCCGGUUUUCAGGGGAAAUGGAAAGCGAGCCUGUGACGCGACUUCCACUUUUGGACGUUAGCAAUCUUAACUCCUCCAAAUGUACUAGAUUGGUUCAACAGUGCAGAACAGAACCUCCCCCAACAUUUUUUUUCUUUCUUCUCUCCCAUCAGGUUAGAACAGGACAGUUAGGGAAAUGUGUUUGGAGGGCCUGACCAUCACACACAUCGUGACACAUCCAGCAUGUUGCCUCAGCUACAUCCAGCCGUCAAUCAACAACGCGCCGUUAAAGAGGAAGUGACCUCACAGGAAAUGAACCAUUACAUAUCAUACAGCAGGGUGGCAUUCAGCUUCUCCCAGCAGUCAUGUUGCUGGAGAAACUGUUAGGGUUAGCCACCUGCCACCAGCGUACAGAGAAGACUGAAGACUCUCUUUAACGCGGAGAAGACUGAAGACUCUAUUCAACUCGACUUUUAACUCGACUAGUCAUACAGAUAAAGUGCUUUCAACAGCCUCCUCAAUAAUGUUUGUUUGUUCGUGCGACAGCCAGUGAGAAUCUAAGGAGUGUGCCAUGUCGGGAACGCAAUGUAACAAUUCCAAGAGCAUGUUUUUGUUUGUGAAACGUUUUGAAGGCGGCGCCGACGCAAAGCUCACACAGACACUUCCACAAAAACACUGGAACCUGUGCAAGCCGUCGGUAGGUCGGGUCGAAACAGGGUUUGCUGAAUGUUUCUAGGGUGUAUUUUGUUGACGUGUGUACGACUGUGUGCAUCUGUGUACGUGUGUGAGGGAGUGUAAGAAGAUGUACUGUACAAGCAAACCUGUUUCUAGUACGUUAGUGGUCCCAAUUGCACCUGUAUGCCCCAACCCUACUGGUACCAAGACUAGAAGCUGCAUCAGCACUAUCAACAUCACCUACAGUGCAUUCUGGUCUACUCACACAUACAAUCGAUUGGACACGGUUAACCACGACAUCUGAAUUGAACCUGACCCCAAACCCUCAGUCAACCUUGUUCAAUUCCACAGAAGCAAACGUUAAAGCACAGAAGGGUCUGUGUGAAAGACCAGUGGUCCUUCUGUAGCUCAGUUGGUAGAGCAUGGCGCUUGUAACGCCAGGGUAGUGGGUUCGAUUCCCGGGACCACCCAUACGUAGAAUGUAUGCACACAUGACUGUAAGUCGCUUUGGAUAAAA
This is a messenger RNA of Oncorhynchus gorbuscha (pink salmon), 3880 nucleotides long. RefSeq names its product prolyl hydroxylase EGLN2-like. Gene Ontology annotation, biological process: peptidyl-proline hydroxylation to 4-hydroxy-L-proline; cellular response to hypoxia. The transcript has 6 exons. The record is from RefSeq and is a predicted model, not a curated record. The coding region runs from base 560 to 2218 and encodes 552 amino acids. Gene Ontology annotation, cellular component: nucleus; cytoplasm. Gene Ontology annotation, molecular function: ferrous iron binding; L-ascorbic acid binding; peptidyl-proline 4-dioxygenase activity. Lineage: Eukaryota; Metazoa; Chordata; Actinopteri; Salmoniformes; Salmonidae.